AUGAUCAUCAAUACCGAAGGAGACUGGAAGUCAACGGUCAAGGCACCGCCCAAGGACUUGCGCAUGAAGACCAAGGAUGUCACCUCGACAAAGGGACUCGAAUUCGAGGAUUUUCAACUGAAACGCGAGCUGCUCAUGGGCAUCUUCGAGAAAGGCUGGGAGCAGCCGAGCCCCAUUCAAGAGGCCUCAAUCGGAUUGGCGCUGAAAGGGCAUGAUGUGCUUGCUCGUGCGAAGAAUGGUACCGGGAAGACGGGCGCUUUCGCGAUUCCGCUCAUCCAGAAGCUGGACGUGAACAAGCACAUCAACGUGAAGGUCAUGGUCACCACGGGCGGCACCGAUCUACGUGAAGACUUGAUGAGGCUGAGCGGUGUGGUCCACCUCAUCGUCGCUACGCCCGGUCGCAUCCUGGACUUGACCGAGAAGGAAGCAGCUGAUCUGUCCGAAUGCAAGACUGUCGUCUUGGACGAAGCAGAUAAGCUGCUCUCGCAAGACUUCCAGGGCGUGCUGGACCGCCUUUUCAAGUACCUUCCCAAGAAGGAGGAUCGCCAGACCAUGCUUUUUCGGCCACCUUCCCCAACAUCGUGGAAUCCUUCAUGCAGAAGCACA
Molecule: messenger RNA, 606 nt
Organism: Mesorhabditis spiculigera
Lineage: Eukaryota; Metazoa; Nematoda; Chromadorea; Rhabditida; Rhabditidae
Source: the annotation of a GenBank genome assembly